Molecule: messenger RNA, 1293 nt
Organism: Phyllopteryx taeniolatus (common seadragon)
Lineage: Eukaryota; Metazoa; Chordata; Actinopteri; Syngnathiformes; Syngnathidae
Product: 14-3-3 protein beta/alpha-1-like
Exons: 7
Coding region: 161-895 (244 amino acids)
Biological process (GO): signal transduction
Cellular component (GO): cytoplasm
Source: RefSeq, a predicted model, not a curated record
UCGUCCUGGAUACUGGCGGGGGGCGGGGCUGAGAGGAAGCGGAAGUGUCAGCGCAGGCGGAAGUGGUUGUGCCCUGAAUCCCCUGAGCUGAGCAGCGAGAGGAGGACGCCGUCGCUCGAGCCACAAAAUCGCAAACUCUCCUAGCUGACAAACCCGCAAGAUGGACAGGAGCGAGCUGGUCCAGAAAGCAAAGCUGGCCGAGCAGGCCGAGCGCUACGACGACAUGGCGGCCGCCAUGAAGCAGGUGACGGAGCAGAACAAGGAUCUGACCAACGAGGAGCGCAACCUGCUGUCCGUGGCCUACAAGAACGUGGUGGGCGCUCGCCGCUCGUCCUGGCGCGUCAUCUCCAGCAUCGAGCAGAAGACCGAGGGCAAUGAGAAGAAGCAGCAGAUGGCUCGUGACUACCGCCUCAAGAUCGAGCUUGAGCUCCAGGAGAUCUGCCACGAUGUGCUGAACCUUCUGGACAAUUUCCUCAUCGUCAACGCGAAGCCGGCAGAGAGCAAAGUGUUCUACCUCAAAAUGAAAGGAGACUACUUCAGAUACCUGUCGGAGGUGGCGGCCGGCGACGACAAGAAGGAAACGGUGAGCAACUCGCAGCAAGCGUACCAGUUUGCGUUUGACAUCAGCAAGACGGACAUGCAGUCCACACAUCCCAUCCGACUCGGCCUGGCCCUCAACUUCUCCGUCUUCUACUACGAGAUCCUCAACUCACCGGAGCAGGCCUGUUCUCUGGCCAAGCAGGCUUUCGACGAGGCCAUCGCCGAGCUCGACAGCUUGAACGAGGAGUCGUACAAAGACAGCACGCUGAUCAUGCAGCUACUAAGGGACAACCUGACUCUGUGGACAUCAGAAAACCAGGGUGACGAGGUGGAGGCCGGCGAGGGCGAGAACUAGUACAGCGCACCCCCAACACCCACCCACCCGAUACCUUUUGACAUCCAACACCUGCGCUUCCUCCUCCUCCUCUUCUUCAUGCACACAAACGUUCAUUCCUUCUUCUUCUAUGUAAGAAGCAGCAGCAUGCCCCCCCCGCCCCCUCCCGAACCUGGCACUCCACAAGCUCUGUUAGAACCUUCUGGCCCGUCCUGUCUCCCUAGGAGGUUUUUUUUCUUUUCUUUUCUUCUUUUAAUCUAUCGCCAUUUUCUUCCUACUUCCUUCCUUCCUUCCUUCCUCCUCCUUAACUUCCUAUUGGCUUGUUAGUCCUGCCCACUGGCUGCUUUUAUUCCACUUUAAUCCAAACAAACAACAAGACAAAAAAGGUUAUUAAACUGUGUGUUUAUUUUCAACAACAA